Aphanomyces astaci is the source of this 2964-nucleotide messenger RNA. RefSeq lists its product as hypothetical. Bases 1 to 2013 code for a protein of 670 amino acids. Gene Ontology annotation, molecular function: glutathionylspermidine synthase activity; glutathionylspermidine amidase activity; nucleic acid binding. The transcript is spliced from 3 exons. The record is from RefSeq and is a predicted model, not a curated record. NCBI's taxonomy places the organism in Eukaryota, Oomycota, Saprolegniomycetes, Saprolegniales, Verrucalvaceae.
AUGAAAAAAGCCCCUAAACUCACCCCCAUGCACAUGCUUCGUCGCAAAGAAUGGGCAUCUGAAAUGGUCGACUACGGAAACGAAAAGUGGAGCUCGGUUGUCUUCUCCGAUGAGAAAAAGUGGAACCUGGAUGGCCCCGAUGGUCUCAAGUCGUAUUGGCACUGCGUUGGACGUGAUGUCAUUACAGUUUUCAGUCGUCAAAAUGGUGGUGGCUCGCUCAUGGUGUGGGGGGGUAUUUGGGCAGAUGGAACGACUCGAUUGGCGUUCGUUGAGGGAACACAAACAGCCCAAGACUACAUCUACACGCUUGGCGAGUUCAUGUUGCCUGCAGCCCAGCUUCGUUUUGGCACUGAUUUCGUUUUCCAGCAAGAUAAUGCAAGCAUUCACACUGCCAACGCAAUAAAAGCUUUUUUGGAUGAACAAGGUGUUGUGGUUAUGGACUGGCCAGCGUUGUCUCCCGACUUGUACCCCAUCGAGAAUAUUUGGGGAUAUCUUGUUGAGCAAGUGUAUGCUGGCGGGAAGCAGUAUGACACGAAAGAAGAGCUCAAAGCCUCAAUUAUGCGUCAUUGGAACUCGUUGGAGUUUCACCAUUUGCCACAUUCAUUCUUGUGUGGGGCCAUGAACAUCUCGACCGCCUCCGACGACGAGGUUGCCGUUCCGUUCGGCACUGUUCUUGGCAUCACCGAUGGCGGCGUGGAAGUGUACAACUGUGACUACUCAACGCUCCCUCCACCCGACAUGCUAGACCGUGCGAGCUUCAAGAACGAAUAUAACGGCGUCACGACAGGGUACAAGUGGCAGUGCGUCGAGCUCGGUCGGCGGUACCUGCUCGUGAACUUUGGCGUGAUCUACGACAACAUUGCCAUGGCGUACGACAUCUUUCGACUCAAGACGGUGCGUCGUGUCGCGGAUGGCCAGUUGGUACCCAUGCUCGCCAACGUGAACGGUGAGUCGACCGAGUUGCCGGUGAAGGGAUCGUUGUUGAUCUGGAACCCCGUGGGUGAGUUUGUGCAAACGGGGCACAUUGCCGUGAUUGUCAACGUCCAGGUGGAUUACGUGGACAUUGUCGAGCAGAACGUGGAUGACACCAUCUGGCCUCCCGACGUCAAGUACUCGCGGCGGCUGAAGGCCGACUUAGACGAAGUCACGGGCGCGUACUCCAUCACAUGCACGUUCCCAGACUCGUCAAUCCUCGGCUGGAUGACGGUGGACAUGCACACCGAAUACAACUACGAGGACGUACCCAUCGCCACGCCUUCCCAGGACCUCCAUCUUCACAACGUCACCCUCACCGAUGCGCAAGUCGCCGCCCCAUGGAUGGACCAUACGUUGCCGUUUGUCCAAGCCUUCGAAUCCGCUUUUGGUUCUGCCCUCGCGUCAUCUCCAUCCUCCGCGUACUUCCGCCUCACGCCCCGCGGCCAAGCAGCGCUCGAGUACGCAACAGAGCACCUGCAUCACAUGUUCCUCGACGCGACCGACUACGUCCUACACCACGAGAAGGAACUCGGUCCCCACUUCCGCCUCCCGUCGGCACUGUGGCCGCGCAUCCGACGGUCGUGGUUCCGUCGCAAGCCGGACGCGCUCGCCGGGCGGUUCGAUUUUACGCUCACCGAGUCAGGCAUCAAAGUGUACGAGUACAACGCCGACUCUGCGUCCUGUCUCAUGGAGUGUGGGUACAACCAAGAUGCGUGGGCGGCGGCCGCGGGCGUGCCCGGUCGGUCCAACAGCAGCGCUUUAUUCGAGAAACUCAAGCAAGGAUGGGUGCACAAGAACGUGCAAGGGCCCCUGCACCUACUCUGCGACACGGACCCGGAAGAACGAUACCACACCGAGUACAUGAAGGCGGCAGCGGAAGCGGCGGGACUCACGUGUUAUGUGGUCGUGGGGGUGCACACGCUGCAUCGAAUCGGGUACAUAUUGUAUCGAGUUUGCCUUGUUGAGAUGACGUUUCUUCGCAUGAUAUACGGCGAACGAUUGUUGAAGUACCGUGGGUGGUGUGUCAAGGAGGGCUGAUUCUGCGAGUCUGAUUCCGACCAAACUGAUUCUGAUUCCAUCGACGUACCGUGUUUUUUAUUUUGUUCUGAUUCUGUGGUGACGAUAUUUAACGUCUGAUUCCGUCCGUCCAUGUACCCCCCACCCUAUAGACAAGACAUCGUCGACACUGCCCACGAUGGCGGCAUUGUCGUGCAAAAUGUAUGGAAGACAUGGUCGUGGCGCACGGCGAUCGAUCAGUUGGAUGACGACGAUUGGCAGCACUUCCUCAUGGACGACGUCGCCGACCCCAAGGGCCUCACGACGCCCAAGUUGCGUCCGGCGCGCACGACCGCCGUCCACCUCGUGGACGUGCUGCUGCAUCCGUCUGUGCGUAUCUUUGAGCCGCUAUGGACAGUCCUCGCCAGCUCCAAAGCGAUUUUACCUGUUUUGACGACGCUGUACCCCAACCACCCGAUGCUGCUGCGCUCGUCGUUUACGCUAACGCCAGAGCUCGAGCUCUCGGGCUACGUCAAGAAACCGGUAGCUGGUCGCGCCGGUGAAAACGUGUCGCUGGUCGCUGCGGAUGGCACCACCGUUGUGGCGUCGGAGGGGCAGUGGGCCGCCGACACGCCCAUCUACCAGGAGCUUGCGCUUCUUCCCAACUAUGGAGAUAGAGGGAACGUCCAGCUCGGGACAUGGGCCGUCGACGGCGCGUACGGCGGCACCGUCCUCCGCGCCGACCCGUCGCACAUCAUUCGAAUGGACUCGGCCGUGUAUGCGGUGCGCGUGGACGACGACCACUAGCUGCCAAAGCACGUGGAUAGUAGCACUAGAUCAACACUAGUCGUCGAUAGAUUUGUCGUCGUGGUAGUCGAUGGAGAUACGCGAGGGAGUUAGUUGGCUCGACUUACAGUGUAUGAUAAACUGGAUUGUAUAUCGAUAAGCAAUACUAUUAAUAGUAUACCAGUACUGUACUACAGUACUACACCA